Molecule: messenger RNA, 633 nt
Organism: Cajanus cajan (pigeon pea)
Lineage: Eukaryota; Viridiplantae; Streptophyta; Magnoliopsida; Fabales; Fabaceae
Source: RefSeq, a predicted model, not a curated record
AUGUCCAUUGAGAAAUUGAAGAUCUUGGAGAAAGCACCGUGGGAAUUGAAUAGUAAGGAAAAAAUUGAGGUGGCUGGGAGGAAGAAAGAAGAAGGAAAUGUAUUAUUUAAAGAUGGCAAUUAUCAGCGAGUAGGGAAGAAGUAUGAAAAGGCUGCUGAUUUUGUUACUAAAGAUGGAUCUUUUGUUGAUGAUGAGAAAAAGGAAGCUAAGGCAGUGAGAGUGUCAUGCUGGUUGAAUUGUGCAGCUUGUAGCCUUAAACUUAAUGACUUUUCUGAGGCAAUCAAGCUAUGUUCAUAGGUGCUUGAUGUUGAAUUUUGCAAUGUGAAAGCCUUCUACAGACGAGCACAAGCAUAUAUAGAAACUAGUGACUUCCUUUUAGCAGAUGUAGAAAUCAAGAAAGCUCUCGAGGUGGACCCACAAAACAGGGAGGUAAAGGUAAUUCAGAAGAAGUUGAAGCAACUUCAAGCUGACAGUGACAAAAAGGAUGCUAAUCUAUACGAAAACAUGUUUGCCCGUAAAACAAAGGACUCGUCUAUGGCUAUAAAGAGAUUAAAGGUUGAGAAAGAUGAGAGGGAAAAUGAAGAGGUUGCUAGAAUGGGAAUGGACGAAGUGGCUGAUAGCACAGUGAUUUAA